Molecule: messenger RNA, 2473 nt
Organism: Anneissia japonica
Lineage: Eukaryota; Metazoa; Echinodermata; Crinoidea; Comatulida; Comatulidae
Product: polyamine-modulated factor 1-like
Exons: 6
Coding region: 10-678 (222 amino acids)
Biological process (GO): chromosome segregation
Cellular component (GO): MIS12/MIND type complex
Source: RefSeq, a predicted model, not a curated record
UUGCGUCACAUGAUAAUGGAUGAUUAUGAGCGCUCAAAAAAAGUUUUCAAAAUGGCGGAUAAUUCAAAGUCGGACAUUUCUUGUUCUCCAAAACAAAGUGAAGGACACCCUAAAUCGGACGAUUUAACGGACAAAGAUGGUCUUCAUAUGCUUCACAUAAGAGAGGCUCUCGAUAAGACUCUCAAAAAAUGUUUGGAAUCUGCAAGGUACAAUGUAUUUGCAAAGCACUAUAAAUUUGUAAAAGAAAAAGCACUGAGGAGUAUUGUGUCACAGUUUGUAGAAAAUCUGCAAUCAUCCAUACAGACUGAAUUGGAUUUGAUGAUAAAGGAAGAGGGAUUAGUGGCAUUAUUUAAUGAACUUGACCAGCUAAUCGAAGACACACCCACAGACCGUGAAGGACCAGCAUGGAGACCAAGCGGAGAUCCAAAUUCUGAUGUCAUAAAUCACCGGAUGCAACCAAAAUUAAAAGAGAAAGAACGACUAGUGAAGUUGCUUGAGCAGUGUGAGGUGGAAAACAAAAGAUUACAAGAAGCUUUGAAACCCAGGAAAAGGCAGCUUGCAGAUACUCAGCAGAAACUAAACAAGAGAUUCAAGGCAUUUGAAGAUGCUGCAAAGGCUUGUGAUAAAAUCCCAAUGAAGGAAAUACAAGAGAGCGUGAAGCAUCUGUCACAGAUGUGAAAUGGUAUCAGAGAAGGUGCCAUACAGAAGUAUAGUUUAAACAGUCGUGGCUCUUCUAAGAUACUUGAAAGAAGAAAACAAUGAGGGUGGUUACUGAUGGAGCAAGAUAUUUUUUUUCCAACCAACAAGAACUCCUGAGCCUGAGGAUGUUUAUAUUUUAAGACUAUUGGCUGGAUGCGCUGUCAAAGAGGAUUGUCUUCUCUGUGGAAAAAUUCAAAACCAUGAAAUUCAAAUAAAACACACUGCAAUUUGCAAGUAUUAAAAUAAGUUGUCCACUCAUAAUGAGAUCAGAUCAAAGCAUUGAUGACUCCAGAAAUUUGCCGACGAGGCGUCUGACGGAGGUUCUAAGCAAGAGGUCUACUAGAGCCCCGAUCAGGGUCCCAGAGUAGAAAUUUCUGGUAAAUUUAAUGGGGAGAGUGUUUAUGGCUUAGUACGACCCACAAUUGUGCUUUUUAGACCACAAUAACAGGGAUUUGCAAUCAAAAUAACGUUUUGGAUAGGCAGAUUUAUAUCUUUGGAGAAAAUUCCUCCCCCCCCCCCCCAGUACUACCUGGAUCAAAGCAUAUUUAAAGAAUCUACACAAGGAAUAUUGAAUUUAUUUUAUGCAUUUGCAAAAAAAAAAAAAUUUUAUCAUUCAUUCUAAUUUUAAAUUAAAAGCAAAUAACUAUUCCUAAAUAUAUAAAAAAGAGCAAUUUAGAUUAUGUAAUUUGAUUGUUCAAAGAUUUUUUUUUUAGCUCACCUCUUACAGAAUUUGUAUAGUAGGGAGAUUUCGAUUGCACGACGACGGUAGAACGUACAACGAAAUGACAUCACUUAAAGUCAUCUGCGCAUACGAGGACGUCAAGGUCACCUCAUCGAGUAGAUUCUGGAACACAAUUUGGCCAAAUCUAGUUAUGCAGAGAACGUAGGACGCCAGGCAGGACGGUCACGCAUGAGUGAUUCCGUUCUGUCGUCGCACAAAUCGAAAGCUUCCUAAUAUCUUUAUUAUACAAGGAGACUUUAUUCAUCCCACUAUGGGAACAUUUCUUUGGUUAAUAAAACAGUGUGAAUAUAACAUAUAACAAGGCUAUCUAUCCAGGGUUUUUUUUUUAUGUUAGUGAGGGCGCCCUCCAAUGCUAGCAUUAAAGCCCUGUUCAGACUAUCACAUUUUAUUUUAAAAAAAACAUGUGACAUGCCUAAAUAUGGUCAUGAUGACAUCAUGUCAUGACCAUAUAUAGGCACAUCGUGACUAUAUUUGGGCAUACGACAUUUUUUUGUCAAAGAAAAUUUUAUAAUCUUUUAGUUUUAGAAUAGGCAAAUUCAACUUACAGCCUGUAGAAUACCCAUGUUCAUAAACACCAAAAUGGAAAGAAUAUACCUGUAGUGAUAAAAAUAUAAUUGGAUUUAUCAAAAUCAAGCCUUAAUUGCUUACUAGAGUCUUUUUAACCAAUGAAAAUGAAUUGCAGUUUUAAAUUGUGUUUUCAGUCAUACAAAUUAUAGUCUCUAUUUUGUGUAAAUAAUAUGUAAAUGUAGGUUAAUGAUUUGGAGAAAUAUUAAUUUAUGUUGAAUUGGGCAUGAGAUGAUCCCAUGCUUUUUUUUCCCAAAAUGUUGGAAUUUUUUUUAAAGCAACACAUAUGACCAAUGUUGUACUAGGAACCAACAGCUAGAAUAUCUAUUCCAAAAAACGAUAAAUACAACCAGGUAUAAUAAUAAUAAUAUGUCGUUCUUAUAUAGCGCUUAAUGCCUUAACAAAGCCUCUAAGCACUUCACAUUACUACCCCGGUCAUUGGAUAAAACACAUAUGGAACACAUUGAA